AUGACGGACGGCUUCAUCGGCGCACAGGCUGUGCGCAGUCAACGAGCCUACGUGCGAACAGAACAGUUCGACUACAACUUCGUUGUGCCCAAGCACCUGAUGACAAAGCUGACGGGCGAGAAACACAAAUAUUUGGCGAACGAAGCGGCAAAUAUUCUGCGCGGAUCUUGCCUUAACUCGGAGUUUAGGCUUACGAGUGCUGCGUGCUCUAUCAGGGUGGACAAUAUGGUGGGAAGCCUGGCCCGGACUCGAAUGUUAAACGACCUCGUGAUUGACUGUACUAUUCGCUGCAUCUGUGGUGUGCUUGGCGACUGCUACGCGCUGAGUUCGUUCGCUCCGACGAUGGGAUGCCCAAGCCCUCCGAAGACACGAAUAUCGUCAUUCCAUUAUGUGGUGUUGCCAGCUCACCUAAACGGAAAUCACUGGGGCGUCAUCAUUGUUAGACUGGUCUAUCAGCUGGAAACGCCCAGCAUCACACCGUACUAUUACGAACCUUUGCGUGGGACGGAAUUUCUAGCAACAAUGGAAGUCAUUUUCCAGGACACAAUGGCUAAAUUUUUACGGAACUGGCAUCAUGAGACCAUGCAAGCUACUGAUUUUCCUGUCGUCGAAAAUGGCGUGUGGCUUAAUGCGCCAACACAGCCAGAUGGAUCUUCAUGCGGGGUGUUGUGUAUCGCCCAAACAUAUGCAGUACUCAACGAUAGCACCGCUUUUGCUAACGCAACCGUCACACAAGACGAUGUCGCCAUCAUGCGACUGCGUAUCAUGUGGAUAAUUUUGAUGCAACCAGAGCGGAGUGGUAACUUUGACAAUAACGUCCGUGCGUACCUUCUCGAACCUGCGAUCCAAUAUCUGCUUCAAGCCCCCACAGGUGAAGAAGACAGUCAGCAAGAAACAAGAGAUAUGACAACCAAAGUGAGCGUCAAGUGGGGCAAGCAAGUGUUCCAGGACGUGGUGGUGGACAAGUCCGCACCCGUGGCCGUGCUCAAGGCGCAGCUCUACACGCUCACGUCUGUUCCCGUAGAGCGCCAGAAGCUCAUGUCUAAAGCGUGGAAAGGGAUGCUAAAGGACGACGUGGACCUCGCAACACUGGAUAAACUGGUCGACGGCACGGGCAUCAUGCUCAUGGGCUCAGCUGAGGUAGUGCAGAAGCCCAAGGAGCCCAUCAUCUUCAUUGAGGACAUGACUACGAAGGAUAUUGCAGCCACAGGCACCGUGUACCCCGCAGGUCUCGUAAAUUUGGGCAAUACGUGCUACAUGAACGCCACGCUGCAGUGUCUGCGACCCGUCAAAGAGCUACGAGAGGCGCUGAAGGCCCAACCUGGCGGUGUAUCGGCUGAUCUGACCAAUAACUUCACUUCUGCACUCAAGGACAUGUACGGUCAGCUCGAUGGCAGCUUGGACAGCAUCACCCCGUCCAUGUUUGUGUCUGUACUGCGUCGCGCGUACCCUCAAUUCGCUCAGCAGGCGCCUCGCAGUGGUGGAUACAUGCAGCAGGACAGUGAAGAGUUCCUGUCCACGUUGUUCUCAACGCUACAGCAGACGCUGACGCAACCUGCGGGUGGCCUGAAGACUCUCGGACCUGUGAACAAUGUGGUGGACGCUUUGUUUGGACUGGAAAUGGACGAGAAGCUUGAGUGCACCGAAACUGACAUGGAACCGGCAGUGGUGAAGAAGGAGAAGGCGCUUAAACUCGUGUGCAACAUCACGAUUGAGACCAACCACUUGUCCGAAGGCAUCAAGAUUGGACUAGAAGGCACGAUUGAGAAGCACUCGGAAGUGAAGGGUGGCAAUGCGGUGUGGAAGAAGACGAUGCGGAUAAAUCGCCUGCCCAAGUACUUGUGCGUGCAGUUUAUGCGCUUCUACUGGAAGGCGACACCCGAGAGUCGUGACCAUGCUGGUGUCAAGUGCAAAAUGCUGCGGCCUAUCAGUUUCCCUCUCACUCUUGAUGUCUACGACUUUUGCUCCGACGAGUUGAAGGCGACUAUGAAGAUCUCUCGUGACCGAAAUGCAGAGAAGAUCCUCAACGAGUUCAAGGACAAGUCUGCAGGUGAGAAGAAGGAGGACGAGGCUGAAGAGAAGAAGGAAGCCGAUGAGGAUGAUGCUAUGGACGGUCUGUCAGAGGAGGACAAGGCUGCUCUUGAGACUGCACGCGCACUGUCCAUGGGAGCCAAGUCUCCUGGAAUUGAUCUCCCCAUCGAUUUCCAAGGAAACUACGAGCUGUUCGCAAUUCUGACGCAUAAGGGGCGAUCAGCCGACUCUGGCCACUACAUGGCUUGGGUGCGCCACGAAGGAGAUGACUGGUAUUGCUACGAUGACGACGAUGUGUCGCCAUGCAAAACGGAGGACAUCAUGAAGCUUAAGGGCGGAGGUGACUGGCACAUGGCGUACCUUGCUUUCUACCGUGCCAAGAACUAG
Phytophthora infestans T30-4 is the source of this 2418-nucleotide messenger RNA. RefSeq names its product ubiquitin carboxyl-terminal hydrolase, putative. The transcript is spliced from 9 exons. Gene Ontology annotation, molecular function: cysteine-type deubiquitinase activity; protein binding; proteasome binding. NCBI's taxonomy places the organism in Eukaryota, Oomycota, Peronosporomycetes, Peronosporales, Peronosporaceae. The coding region runs from base 1 to 2418 and encodes 805 amino acids. The record is from RefSeq and is a predicted model, not a curated record. Gene Ontology annotation, biological process: proteasome-mediated ubiquitin-dependent protein catabolic process; regulation of proteasomal protein catabolic process; protein deubiquitination.